AUGAAAGCGCUCUGUGUAUCGCUGCAUGUUAGUCAUGGGUAUGUUGGAAAUAGAGCGUGUACGUUCCCGCUCCAGUACCAGGGGUGGGACGUGGAUGCAGUGAACACCACAAACUUCUCUAAUCAUCCUGGUUAUGGCAAAAUUGGAGGAAGAGUUGUUGAUCCCGAUGAAGUGCAACAAGUAAUUGAAGGGUUAGGAGGCAUUGUAGAUGUCACUCUGGAGUACGAUAUGGUUAUUAGUGGAUACUGUCCGCGUCCAGAAACCGUGGAAGUCGUGAGAAAGUUAUGUGCUGAGUUAAAGCCGCUGGUUGCCUUGGUGGUCGAUCCUGUUCUUGGCGAUAAUGGAAAAUUAUACGUUCAGGAAACGAUAGUUCCAGAAUAUGAAAGGUUGAUGGUCGAGUGUCCCGUAUCAUUGACUACGCCCAAUCUGUUCGAAUUUGAGUUGCUUUCAAAAUGUAAAGUGAGUUCUUGGAGCGACCUCAAAAGAGCCAUGAAUGCAUUCCAUGAAAAAUUCCAUAUACCCAACGUGGUGAUCCUGUCAAUUGAGAUCGAGGGACAAUUGUACGCGGUGGGAGCCCUGAGAGAGUCACAAUUAAUAAAACAAAAAUUGACGUCUGAUAAUUCCAAUUUACAAGAAUCGGAAGAACGUGAUGGACUUGCAAUAUUUUACUUUCCAAUCGAAAAAUUGGACUGUAACUUCAACGGCAGUGGUGAUGUUUUGACUGCUAUCGUCUCCCACUGCUUUUAUAAAAAUGGGUGCAAAUUAACCCCAGAGACCCUCAGCGAAGCAUUGAUAAAACUAGAACAUAUUCUCAAGAAGAGUAUACAAAUAGAAACCCAUAAAACCGGCAAACAGGUGUCUCAUGUCAAGGACAUCCAGAUCGUUGCACUGCGAGCAGUUCUCGAUAUGAACCCAACAAUGCGUCCGGUAUUCUGGGUACAAUAG
This is a messenger RNA of Meyerozyma guilliermondii ATCC 6260, 945 nucleotides long. RefSeq names its product putative pyridoxal kinase. Gene Ontology annotation, molecular function: pyridoxal kinase activity. The coding region runs from base 1 to 945 and encodes 314 amino acids. The record is from RefSeq and is a predicted model, not a curated record. Lineage: Eukaryota; Fungi; Ascomycota; Pichiomycetes; Serinales; Debaryomycetaceae. Gene Ontology annotation, biological process: pyridoxal 5'-phosphate salvage. Gene Ontology annotation, cellular component: cytosol. The transcript has a single exon.